This is a messenger RNA of Sinocyclocheilus anshuiensis, 3089 nucleotides long. RefSeq names its product stAR-related lipid transfer protein 13-like. The record is from RefSeq and is a predicted model, not a curated record. NCBI's taxonomy places the organism in Eukaryota, Metazoa, Chordata, Actinopteri, Cypriniformes, Cyprinidae. Gene Ontology annotation, molecular function: lipid binding; protein binding; GTPase activator activity. The coding region runs from base 75 to 3089 and encodes 1004 amino acids. Gene Ontology annotation, biological process: signal transduction; regulation of Rho protein signal transduction; actin cytoskeleton organization. The transcript has 14 exons.
ACUCACACGGCAACCUUCAAUACUGUUCAGCCUCGACCUUUUGAACCUGACCCUCAGUGUGGGUAUCUGCGAACAUGGCUUUUGUCAACUGCCUAAGAGCACUCAUCAACCAGGCUAAGAAGCUGACCUGCUGUCGUGUCCAGAGAUCAGAGCUGGAGGCGAAGGAGGCCUGUGACUGGCUCAGAGCAGCGGGGUUUCCUCAGUAUGCUCAGCUCUAUGAAGCCUCUCUGUUCCCCAUUGAGAUCUCUGCUGUGAGGAGAGACCAUGAGUUUCUGGAUCACGACUCUCUCAAGGCAUUAUGCAGGAGGCUAAUAACCCUGAACAAAUGUGCUGCGAUGAGCUUAGAGGUUCAUUUCCAGUGUAAACAGCAGAGUGAGGACUCAGAGGAGGAUGACGCAUGCGCCCUUAGCUCCCGCUGGGCAUUUCAGCGUGAGAGUAAAACUUGGUCCCGUCUCCACACUCUCUCACCGUCCCCUGUCCCCCCUGGCAACUGGGCCUCGACCUUACGACCCUCAGGCAGUAGCGAUAGCGUGCUGAGUGACAUUAGUCUCCUAGAAGUCACUUCAUUGACCUCCGACCUCAGUGCUAGCAGCUUGAGCUUAGACAGUGCCCGGGAAACAACUUCUCCAGAGGUUGCAGCUUUUAGUGACGUCACAGUGGGUGAAGGAGCAUCGUUAGUUUGCGUCUCAACAGGCCAAGAUGAAAACGACGACACCGGAUCAUCAUCAUCUUUGCCGUCCAUAAGAGAGAAGCCGAAGCGUCCUUCUAGAUCUUUUUUACGGAGGAAGGAAUCAGUAAAGAAGCGGGAUUGUGAGAGAGAGACAGUUCCAAAGAGCAUUUCAAAGGUAAUUCAACACCAGCCACCCUCUGGUCUGCACUGUACAUCCAACGCAAGUUUACCUGGUCAAACCACAAAUAAGUGCAGAAUUGCCAAAGAUGUGGCAUGGAGGUCACAUACAAUAUGCCGCAGUAACGUUAGCCAGAAACACACUCUGCACAAGCCUCACAGAGAAUGCCUUUACCUGGAAGACUACCAGUUAACUUGGGAGAUGCCCAAGUUAACCAAUCAAAUCAACCGUCAGAGGAAAGAGGAUCGUGUGGUCCACCUCCCCUUUGACCACAAGCCUGGAACUUUCCCCAAGUCUCUCUCAGUUGAAAGUCUCUGUCCGUUCUCUGUUUCUCAAAGUCCUGACCAUACUGACUGGGCAGGAGAAGAUGGAGACCUGUCCGUGGAUGGAAGCGUUAGUCGCAGUGGGUCGCAAGACUUUCUCUCAGGUUUUGGGAGAAGGAGGAACUCUAUGAGCUCAGUUGGAAGCAUUUACGACAAUGUUCCAGAGACACCAGGCAGUCCAUGUGACAUUUUUGACCGUGGAAAAGAGAAAGCCUUCCAGCAUCUGGAUGACAUUCUACAGCAUGUACAUGGGCUACAGCACAACAUCGAUGAAUGGUCGCGCUCGCUCGGCAUUCAACCACAAGACCAAUCGAAUGUGGAGACAGAAUCCACGACGGACACAACUUUACCCAGCAGUCUGAACGAUGAUGAGCAAUCUAUGUCGGAUGUCGGGACGACAGUGAGCGAUUAUGAUAGUCCAGGAAACUCUGUGAAUGAAGGAGAAGGAGGAAUGAGCGAGAGGAGGGACUCAGGGGUGGGGGCAUCACUCACGAGACCCAACAGAAAGUUGCGCUGGCACAGUUUCCAGAACUCUCAUCGUCCGAGCGUGACCUCAGCGUCUUUAGAAAUCAACAGGCAGUCAGCUGCCCAACUCAAUCUGCUGCAGAAAUUCAGCCUUUUACGACUGACCGCCAUCCUGGAGAAACACACAGACACCAGCAAACACGGCUGGAAUUGGGUGGUUCCGAAGUUUAUGAAGCGUUCCAAAGUUCCAGAUUACAAAGAUAAAUACGUGUUUGGAGUUCCGCCAAUCGUAAACGUUCAGCGAACUGGCCAGCCUCUGCCUCAGAGCAUCCAGCAGGCGAUGAGAUACCUACGCAGCCAGUGUCUAGAGAAGGUGGGAAUAUUCCGGAAAUCAGGGGUUAAAUCCCGAAUUCAGGCCCUCAGGCAGCUCAAUGAGAAUUCCCCCGAUCAUGUGACCUACCAGGGCCAAUCAGCUUAUGACGUGGCUGAUCUGAUUAAACAGUACUUUAGGGAUCUGCCUGAACCCGUGCUCACCUCCAAACUUACAGACACCUUUCUGCAUGUGUACCAGUUCGUUCCAGCGGAGCAGCGCUUACAGGCCGUGCAAGCAGCCGUGGUUCUGCUGCCAGAUGAGAACAGAGAGGUUCUACAGACGUUGCUCUAUUUCCUCAGUGACAUUGCAUCUGCGCAGGAAAACCAAAUGACUGCGGAGAGUCUGGCUGUCUGUCUCGCACCCUCCAUACUGCACCUGAAUGCCUCCAAGAAAGAUGGCGCUUCACCAAGGCUCAUGAGCAGGAAGGGAGGAGCCAAACCAGACCACAAGGACCUGAGUGAGAACAUGGCUGCCACACACUGCCUUAGUCACAUGAUCACUGAAUGCAAGAAACUAUUCCAGAUCCCGCAUGAAAUGAUGCUUCAGUCUAGGAAUUCUUAUGUGGCUGCUGACGCUCAGCCGCUGCCUCUGCACGGGCUUGGGGUGAAUGCCCUGGGCGAGCCAGUGGAUUACCGGGCAUACCUAGAAGACAACAUUCAGUGUCUUCUCAGAGAGGCAUCUGAGCGCAGUAAAGGCUGGCACCAUGCCCACGGCCCCGACAACACUGAGCUGGCUUAUAAAAAGGUAGGAGACGGGCACCCGAUGCGUUUAUGGCGCGUUUCGGUGGAGAUAGAGGCCCCGCCAGCUGUGGUGCUGCAGCGUGUUCUGCGAGAGCGCCACCUGUGGGAUGAAGACCUUCUGCACAGUCGAGUCAUUGAGACUUUGGAAAACAACACAGAGGUUUUCCAUUACAUCACAGACAGCAUGGCUCCACAUCCUCGUAGAAACUUCAUAGUGCUCAGGGGGCGCUCUCCGGAUUGGUAUAAUAAAGUGUUCGGUCAUCUGUGUGCAAUGGAGGUUGUCAAAAUACGCAGUUCUUUCCCUGUUCUGACAGCACGAGGACCUGAGACCAAACUCUGA